AUGGGUCUUCUGGCUCUGGGAACGGCUCUGGAUUGGCCAGAGGCCAAGAAGCAAGCUCAUCUUGUCAGAUCCUGGGGGAUCAAGCAACUACUCGAAAUAUGGAACAAGGCCAAGGGAAAGGAGCGCGAUGCUAUGCUUUGGGGAGAUGAGGUCGAGUACUUGGUUGUGACGUACUCCAAGGACGACCCCAAGGUCCUGCUGUCCCUGAGGCAAGCAGACAUCCUCAAAGCUCUGGCAAGUGACACAGCGCUCUCCAAGGCGAAAUGUGCCCCGCCGCUUCCGGAUGGCUCCAAUGCCCACACAAGCCAGCCACCCCCAGUGUUCCACCCAGAAUUUGGGAGGUUCAUGCUCGAGGCUACCCCUGGCAAGCCGUGGGGCAUCGAGUUUAAGGAGCUCCUCGAGGUCGAGCCAAACAUGAGGCUGAGGAGGUGCAUUGCCCGAGACCAUAUGCGGGCCAACGAAUACCCCAUCACGUUGACGACAUUCCCCAGGCUCGGCUGCCCCGGAGUGUUCACCGAGCCGUUCUACCCUGUCUCGGGGCCCAGGCUGAGAUCCCAGUUCGUGCCGGACGAGAUCGCCAACCCGCACAUCCGCUUCCCGACCCUCGCAGCCAACAUUCGCUCCCGCCGCGGCCGCAAGGUGCAGGUCAACGUGCCCGUGUUCCGGGACGAGAAGACGCCGUGGCCCUGGAAGGACCCGACCGUCAACUACGACCUGCACCAGUGGCCCGAGGACGACGACGUGCGCAACGGCGCCGCGCCCGACAACUUCAUCCACAUGGACGCCAUGGCCUUCGGCAUGGGCAGCUGCUGCCUACAGAUCACCUUCCAGGCAAAGAACAUAAACGAGGGCAGGCAGAUGUACGACCAGCUGAGCCCGCUGGGCCCGAUCAUGCUCGCGUUGACGGCCGCGACGCCCGUGUACAAGGGUUUCCUUGCCGACACGGACGUGCGGUGGAAUCAGAUCAGCAAAGCCGUCGACGACCGCACGCCGGAGGAGUUGGGUGAGAAGCCACUGGUGAACGACCGCUGGAGGAUACCCAAGUCACGCUACGCCUCCAACUCGACGUACAUCUCCGAGGACCCCCGGCUGCGGCCCGAGUACCUCGACCCGGAUCUCGUCAUCGACGAGGACAUCAAGCAGCAGCUCCUCGACGGGGGCAUGGACGACCGGCUGGCCACGCAUUUUGCGCACCUCUUCAUCCGCGACCCGCUCGUCGUCUUCUCGGAGGACCUGGAGAAGCUCGACCUGAGCAAGACGGACCACUUCGAGAACAUCCAGAGCACCAACUGGCAGCACAUGCGCUUCAAGCCGCCGCCGGCCGACAACAGCAUCGGGUGGCGGGUCGAGUUCCGCCCCAUGGAGAUCCAGAUCACCGACUUCGAGAACGCGGCCUUCGCCGUCUUCAUGGUGCUCAUCACGCGCGUCAUCCUGUCGUUCGACCUCAACUUUUACAUCCCCAUCACCAAGGUGGACGAGAACAUGGAGACGGCGCACGCGCGCGACGCCGUGCUGUCGCGCCGCUUCUACUUCCGCCGCAACCCGUUCCCGACGUCCUCCUCGCGCACCGCGCGCAGCAGCUCCGCCUCGGGCGCCUCCACCCCGGUGGUCAGCCGCCCGCCGACGCCCACCGGCCCCGUCGAGGACGAGUACCGCCUCAUGUCGGUCAACGAGAUCAUCAACGGCUCCGCCUACGCCCGCGCCACCGCGUCCUACUCCAACCUGCAGCCCGCAGAUUCCGCCGCCGCCGGUUCCACUUCCGCUUCUUCCCCAGAACAACAACAAAAACAAGCACAAGCCGGCGACGAAAACGAUGACGACUUCCCCGGCCUGAUCCCGCUCGUGGAGAGCUACCUGGAUAGCGUCAACGUCGACGUGGCCACGCGCUGCCGCCUCGCCGCCUACCUGGACCUGAUCCGCCGCCGCGCCAGCGGCGAGCUGUGGACCGCCGCCCGCUGGAUCCGCCACUUCGUCGCCCGCCACCCGGCCUACCGCCGCGACAGCGCCGUCGGCGAGGCCGUCGCCCGCGACCUCGUCGCUGCCGUCGUGCAGAUCGGCCAGUGCGAGUCCGCCGGCCAGGAGCUGCGCAGUCUGUGCGCCGAGCAGGUCCCCGGGCUCGAGAUGCUUCUGGGCGGGUUGAGGUAG
Molecule: messenger RNA, 2145 nt
Organism: Thermothielavioides terrestris NRRL 8126
Lineage: Eukaryota; Fungi; Ascomycota; Sordariomycetes; Sordariales; Chaetomiaceae
Exons: 7
Coding region: 1-2145 (714 amino acids)
Biological process (GO): glutathione biosynthetic process
Cellular component (GO): glutamate-cysteine ligase complex
Molecular function (GO): glutamate-cysteine ligase activity
Source: RefSeq, a predicted model, not a curated record